UUUCAUUCAUAUAACUAUCUGUUCAUAGUAUGUUUACUUUGUAAACUAGCUAGUCAGCAUUAGAUAGCUAAACUGUAAUGUUAUAAAUGUGUUGUGAACAUACGUCGAUGGCACGUGCUUUAUUGGCUUUGGAACAGUGGUUAUUUAAAAACGUUGCACAUUUACACGACCACAAUGGACGCUUUAAAGUAGCCUACACAAAAUAUUCACGCAUAGCUACAAUAAACAAGUUGCAAACACCGAACAAGGCUGAUGAUGGUGAUUUAUCUGUUUUCAGUAUCCCGCGCACUGCAUAUAGUGAGUUAACCUGCCAUUUCAAUUCCCGAGAAGUAGUCGACUUCGCAGCUCGUGCCUUAAUCUGUUUUUUAUUCAUUUUUGAAUGCAGACAUAAAAAACGUUUCCUAAUGUUUCAUCUCCACGCAGCAAUUGUAAUACCUCGAGCAUUUAAGUGCAUUUUUAUUGUUUUAUUGAAGAUUUAUCAAGCGAAUUAAUUAGGCUUUUCAGUGUUCAGCUUGUUUCGUGCCCCCUUUACUUGCCAUGUUUUUUUUAAAGCUUGCGCAAAGGUAACCCCAUUCAUAUACAUCAACUAACGUUACCUUUAGCGCAUAUUGAAGUAUCUUCUGGCAGGGGAGUUAGAACCCCGACGUUCGUGCUCAAAGUUAAAACGCAUCACUUGCGGUACGAUUUUGGAAACAUAUUUCAGCGAGAAAUUAAAUUACUACACGCCUUUUAUAGGGUUAGGGUUCUCACACGGCUAUAUUUCUAUGUUACAGGGGUACCAGUACCGAGUUGAUGUGCAGGCUGUACGAGGACGAUUCAUUCAUAAAAUUCGAGAAGAAACCUGCAGAAGAAACUUGUUUUGCGACUGUGGGGCAACUGCCUGUCUUUUGGGGAAUAUUUUUGCAUUUGUCGGAUGUCUUUUGGCCUACGGCUGGGCAAUUUCGGGUGGUUCCCCAAUGACCUGCCACUCACCCGAAUCCACCGAGACCAUCGAAAAUGAGAGAAGAACGGAUACCGAGUCGCGAGUUGUUGACUCCGAUGAGACUCGCAUCGGUCAAGCCAUGAAAGACCUUAAAAAUACAGGCUGGUACUGGGGCAGCCUGACCGCCAACGAAGCCAAAGAGAUUCUCCAGGAUGCAUCAGAGGGCACCUUCCUGGUGCGAGACAGCUCCCAGAGGGACUACCUGUUCACCAUCUCUGCCAUGACCUCCGCCGGCCCAACCAACUUGCGCAUCGAGUACAAGGAGGGGAAGUUUAAACUGGACUCGGUGGUGCUGAUCAAGCCCAAGCUCAAACAGUUUGACAGUGUGGUGCACCUGGUGGAACACUACGUGCAGCUGUCCAGGACUACCAGUAAAGGUGCGUUGUCAGGGGCGUCACAGUCCCUGGCCCCACCCAACGGGACGGUUCAGCUGCUACUGACUAAGCCUGUGUACACUGCCACGCCCUCUCUACAGCACCUGUCCCGGAUCGCCAUCAACAACGCCACCAGGCAGGUGCAGGAGCUGCCUUUACCCAACAGGCUAAAGAACUACCUGACGGACUACAGCUACAAUGUAUAGUAGGACUGCAAAUCCCAGAUGUGGUUUGGGAUAGAGAGCAGUGCACCUGCCAUAUAGUGGCAGUCAGACUAUCACCCAGUCCGAAGUCAAUCUUUAGCCCCAACCACUAGACACGGCUUGACGGCCCCCGUACUUCUGGAAGGAUUGCUGUUGAGCAAAAUGCUUAUAGAGCCAAAUCAGUCAUCUAAUCCUCAGGAAGCUAGGUGGAAUUUUUCCUAACAUUACUACACAUUACUUCCUUUAGCGCUACAGUUGUUCAUCAAAAAGGGCUUAGGAGUUGGAGCUAAGGGUUGAUUUCAGACCUGGGUCAUGUUCAUAAUCUCUGAAACUGGUGCAAAUGUUUUCAAGCCGAGGUGGCCAUCCCUCCUGCCUGCAGACCAGCUCAGGUAAACAGGGUCUCGGACCCUUCUGAACGAGACCCAGGAGGGAUGGCAGUUGGCACUCACUUUUUUUUUUUUUUUUGCUUCUCGGUUCAAGCUCUUUGUUGUUGCUUUACAUACUCUGCCUCAUGUCUGAGAAAUGAGCAUCUGACACGGUGUCCACUUUUUGUUCUGAUUUAUGUUUGAGUUUGUUCAUAUUCUAUAUUUUCUUUUUUUUUGUACUGUAAUCAUAAGAAGGGGCAGUGCUGGGGUGUCGAACUACAUGUAGUGCAACUAGUCAUUUAACUACAUUUUUCAGUAGCUUGGAGAUAGUUGAACUAAAUUCAAAUAUUGGUCUUGUUUUCAGUAGUUAAUUACUUUUUUGGUGUGUAGCGAACUACACUAUUUUUUUUUUUUAAUUGUAAAGUUUGCAACUUAUUUUUCAGCCUCAGACUUACUUAAUUGUCACUUGAAAAUGUUUUGGUGUUUUAAUAGGGCUAAAUUAUGAAUAUUUGACUCCAGGGUGAUCUGACUUGCAAUUUGUAGUCUGACAUUUCAAAUUCUUAUAUCUACAUUUUUCAUGUAGUAGUCUGGAUGUAGUGAACACAUUUUUUUCAAAAUAACUUUAGUUAAGUAAGCUAUAAGUGCAGCUUAUUUUCUUCCAGUGCAAAGUAAUUGGUAACUUGGUAAACUAUUUUCAGUGUAGCUUCCCCAACACUGAGAAGGGAGAAUUAUUAUUUAUUUAUUUUCACUCUUCUGAUUUUUUUGGGGGUAUAUUUUUUUGUGGGGGGUUGAUAAAGCACAAGCAAUAUACUGUCUUCAAAUCUGGCGUUGGUUUCUCUCACACUGUCUCGCUCUGCCUCCUGCUAAGAGGUUGAAAGUAAUAGAUUUUCGGAACUUCUUAAUCCUGGAUGUUCCUCCCACUACGCAUCACUUUUCUGCGAAACCUCAAUACUUCAUCACUGCAUUUUCCUUCAAUAGAAAAUGCCCUUGAGCAAGUUGCUGCUCACACCUCAGAACUAGACCUUGGUUAGACAGACAGUCUGUAUCUAGCUACUACUAAAAGAAGGAAUUACAUUUCCAAGAGCAUAUUAGAUGUUCGGCCAGGGGUUUUCAUUGGAUCGACGUGAAUCUUAUUAUAAUCAAUAUUUUUUGAAGUAUUUAUUGAUUGUGCUACUGUGUUUCCUAGAAAAAUAAAAGUUACAAAAAUAAA
Salvelinus namaycush (lake trout) is the source of this 3134-nucleotide messenger RNA. Its product is annotated as suppressor of cytokine signaling 2-like. The record is from RefSeq and is a predicted model, not a curated record. The transcript has 3 exons. Gene Ontology annotation, biological process: phosphatidylinositol phosphate biosynthetic process; intracellular signal transduction. Gene Ontology annotation, cellular component: phosphatidylinositol 3-kinase complex. Lineage: Eukaryota; Metazoa; Chordata; Actinopteri; Salmoniformes; Salmonidae. Gene Ontology annotation, molecular function: 1-phosphatidylinositol-3-kinase regulator activity. Bases 765 to 1562 code for a protein of 265 amino acids.